GGGAGGUGAGGGUGCGGGUUACUAUGAACUCAUAUGUGACCUGGCAGGCGGGGGAGCAGCAUGCUCGCUUUCCUCAUCCGUCUGUUUCUUCCUUUACUCUAUCAGUGACUGCUCCGCUGCCUUUCCCUCUGUCUCUAUGCAGCUUUUCCCCUUUUACUUUUGUUUUUUGUUUUUUAUUUGGCAGCUUUUUUUUUUUUAUUAAUUUUUUUUAGGGUCUAAACAUGGGGGAAGCCCAAGACGUCUCCAGCGUCCCGACUGACGUUGUCCUCUGUGGCACCUUCACCCAGGUGCCCGACGAUGGCAACGCAAUGUCCCUGCUCCUGAGUAGGACACAGCUGAUCAUCCAGAGCCUCUCCGCCGCCACCGCCGCCGCCUCCUCGGGGUCCCCCCAUACGUCCUUCCAGCUCUCUGACUGUAUCAACGGUCGUGCCUUCAGGGGUAAAGACCCCAAAGAUAUAGGGGGCUACUUUAAAGUCGUCUUUUAUCCUGUCCGGGGGAUACUGGGGGCCGCCGCUUACCGACAGCGAAUUUCCAGGACGUUCCGGAUGGAGGCGUCGAGGGACAGGGAGCAGAACCUGAACCUGGCGAGGACUUGGGCGCAAAAGAUAUGCCAGCUGUCCGAUGAGCAAGGUCCCCCGCGCCUUUUGCCCUCUCCGGCGCGAUUCCUGGUGCUGCUGAAUCCCCGAGGAGGAACUGGAAAAGCGUUUACUCUCUUUGAGACCCAUGUGAUGCCCAUGCUAACAGAGGUCAAUGCCCACCUUACUCUUCUGGUGACAGAGAGACCCAAUCAAGCGCGUGAACUGAUGCGGGAGCAGGAUCUGUCAUCCUGGGACGCCGUAGUGGUGAUGUCAGGGGACGGAUUGUUGUUUGAGGUGAUUAAUGGGUUAAUGGAGCGAGCGGAUUGGGCAAAGGCCAUUAAGAAACCACUCGCUGUCCUACCAGGCGGUUCGGGGAACGCACUGGCUGCAUCUAUCAAUCAUUAUUCUGGACACCAGCAAGUAACAGGAACCAAACUCCUGACCAAUUGUGCCUUCAUAACGUGUAAAGGUCAUCCUGUUCCCCUGGACAUCGUAUCUCUGACUACCGCCUCCAAGCAGAGGAUCUUCUCCUUCCUUAGCCUAGCGUGGGGCUUUAUUUCGGAUGUGGAUAUAGAAAGUGAGAAGUAUAGGUUCAUGGGUUACGCCCGUUUUUCUGUCGGCACUUUCGUUCGACUGACCGCGUUACGGACCUACAGAGGACGACUUUCCUACCUCCCGGCUUCUUCCUCAUCCGAGGGGAAGACAACUACCUCUUCUGACUCAAAUAGUGCCUUAUUGGAUACCUUAGGGCCACCAGCGUUGGAAGACCCAUUACUGGUACCAUUGGACAAACCUGUACCCAGUCAUUGGCACACCGUAGAAGACCAAUUCGUUCUCAUCCUCGCUCUCUACCAAUCUCAUCUAGGGGCCGAACACUUUACAGCUCCUAUGGUGAAAGGUCCGGGAGAAGGGAACGUUCACCUAUUCUACGCCACCUCCAGAAUCUCACGGACGUCACUCAUUAAACUAUUUAUGGCCAUGGAGAAGGGGACUCAUUUAGAUCAAGAGAUACCUCAUCUGACUCAUGUUCCUGUCGAGGCAUUUAGGAUCGAGCCGGCGGAAAGCACCGGAAUCAUGACCGUGGACGGAGAGGUCAUUGCAUGCUGUCCGGUACAAGGGCAAAUUCACCGGGGUUUGGGGAAUGUUUUAUCAAUGGGACAAGGUAUAUGAGGUUGACGUACCGAAAGCGGUAACAGCUUGGCACGGCAACCGUAACAGAAGAGGGUUCUGCAGAACGAACGAGGGUUCUGCAGAACGAACGUACUGAAAGAGGUAACAGCUUGGCCUGGCAACCGUAACAGAAGAGGGUUCUGCAGAACGAACGUACUGAAAGAGGUAACAGCUUGGCCUGGCAACCGUAACAGAAGAGGGUUCUGCAGAACGAACGAGGGUUCUGCAGAACGAACGUACUGAAAGUAGUAUCAGCUUGGCCUGGCAGCCGUAACAGAAGAGGGUUCUGCAG
Messenger RNA from Hyla sarda, 2040 nucleotides. It is a transcript of the gene SPHK1, whose product is annotated as sphingosine kinase 1. The record is from RefSeq and is a predicted model, not a curated record. The coding region runs from base 222 to 1748 and encodes 508 amino acids. The transcript is spliced from 5 exons. Gene Ontology annotation, cellular component: intracellular membrane-bounded organelle; cytoplasm; membrane. Gene Ontology annotation, biological process: negative regulation of apoptotic process; sphingosine biosynthetic process; cellular response to growth factor stimulus. Lineage: Eukaryota; Metazoa; Chordata; Amphibia; Anura; Hylidae.